Messenger RNA from Meleagris gallopavo (turkey), 625 nucleotides. NCBI's taxonomy places the organism in Eukaryota, Metazoa, Chordata, Aves, Galliformes, Phasianidae. The record is from RefSeq and is a predicted model, not a curated record.
CAAACCGAAGCGGAAAACAAACGAGACCCAGCCUCCUCCUCCACCCCGCGCCCCUCCCCAAUUAAUUCCCGCCCCUCGCUAAUCAAUUACCGCCCAGCCACUAAUUGCAGCCCUCGAUUACCCGCAGACGAGCGUUUCCUCGCCUUCUUCUUCCACCACCUCCAGCCCAAUCGCAGCGGGCGCUACGAGGAUUCCUUCCCCUUCCUUUCGCCCUGCGGACCCGAGCACAACUUUGUGCGCUGCCAGGACCUUCCCGUCGUCUUCACUCGGGUCCUGGAAGGUGAAAAAGCCUCCGGCUCGCUGCUGUCUUAUUGCGGAGGCGGAGCUCGUUUGGCGAUCCCGUUUCAACCUCAGUUUUUAACUUUCGAUCCCGAAAACGGGAGGUUGUAUCAUCCGGGACCCGACGGGGGAGGAGGGGUGGGGUUGGUGAGGUCGGCUUUGGUGGAGGAAUGGGGGGAUGGGUUUGAAUACGGGCCGGGGGUGGUCCCGACCCAUUUUGUCUGGGGUGGGAAGCGUUACGCCUUGGAUCAUCCGUUGCUGGAGAGGCUGCGGGGAUUGAGGGGGGGGGGGAAGGGGUACAGUGGGUGGGGAGGGGGUGAGAGAGUCCGCGUCGUCCCCAGAGCCC